Cylindrotheca closterium is the source of this 300-nucleotide messenger RNA. NCBI's taxonomy places the organism in Eukaryota, Bacillariophyta, Bacillariophyceae, Bacillariales, Bacillariaceae. The record is from the annotation of a GenBank genome assembly.
AUGCCCGUCCCCUCUAAUCAUAUUCCCGUAAAAGUGCGGCCCUCCGGGUUACGGGUUACCGGCCGCUCCUGGACAAGCAGACGGGCCACUUUGCCGAUGUUUCGUCAGCUCCUAAAGUGCUGCGGGUUUAAUGUGGACGAUGAACGUCAAGAAGAACCUUCCGAGGCGCAAUCUUCUGAAGAGGACCAGCAGCCUUAUGGUGGUACCAUCACGAUACAAGAUUUGCUCAAGCCAUACCAACUCUUUGACAUGACGGGCGACCCACGGCAUGUCCACAACCACAAACAAAAGACGUCUUGA